AUGAGAGCUAGUAGGACGCUCUCAUUCACAUACUCCCUCAUUCACUCCAGCUGCUGCUUUGCUGCUUGGUGCGCUGGUACCUUGAAGAGCCUGCAGAAAAGAAAGGACUAUAAGAGUCUACUAUCACAGUACUGGUUUAAGGCACCACUGGAUUUCCACAAACCAGACUGUGUGGGUUGUUUAAUAGUGGGGGACCACUAGAGGGUUUGUUCCUGUCUUGUGUGCUGGUUACGAAAGGACAAAGUUGAUUCAUGCUGAACAGAACUGAGACAUAAGAGUUUGUGAGAGAUAGAAGAGGCACCCAGGGUUUGUCCCUGUGGCACUUUGAAGACUGGAGAAACAUAAGAGGACCAGUGUUGGUGGGUGGAGACCUGGGGCAUACGUACGGGUAAAACCGAUCAGGUGAUGAUGUCCUUCACCAUGGUUCGCCCGUCUCCUGCACGUUUUCUAUACUCCGAGAUCAGCAUGCUCUCAGAAGAUGAUGAGAACGGCAGUGAAAGUUCAGGAUCUGAUGACAAGUCCUCCUGCCUAUCCUCUCCUGGCUAUGGCCCCAUCAAAGCUGCCUCUCGCAAACGAAAGUACAGCUGCCGGCCAGCAGCUGUGUCCACGGACCUCUGUGCGCCCAUCUCAGAAACCCGGCAGCGCAACGCAGCGAAUGCCCGUGAACGGGACCGUACCAAUAGCGUCAACAUGGCCUUCACAGCCCUGCGGACACUCAUACCCACCGAACCAGCUGACCGUAAGCUGUCUAAGAUUGAGACGCUGCGGCUGGCUUCCAGCUACAUUUCGCAUCUGGAGAAUGUGCUGUUGGUGGGCGAGUCAUGUGGUGAUGGGCAGCCAUGUCACAGGAGCCCAGCUGCCCUACACAACCACCUCCACAACUCCCACAAACCCACAGCCCCCAGCCCAGACUCUGAGAACUCCCAACCCAGACAGAUCUGCACCUUCUGCCUCAGCAACCAGAGACGACUGAACAAAGACAGAGAAAGAAAAACAGCUAUAAGGAGUUAAUGCUGAAGAAGAACCCACGAUGGGAACUCUUAACUGUACAUUUUGCGUAAUUUGUUGUACGUAAGCUAUUUUACAUAGCAAUAUUAUACACAGACUCUUAUUUAUCCUGUAAAUAUACUCUACUGGAGAUCACUUUUGGCUUGGCUACAUUUUCCCAAGUGGAAGAGCACUGAGGAGUUUGCAUCUGUCAACCAGCACAUGCUGCUUGUGCUAAACACAGCAUAUUAUGACUCUGUAAGAGUUCUACCAAAAAGGAGACAGCAGACUACAACAAGACUAUCCACACUUCAGAAGACAAUGCCUGAGACUGAAACAGCAACAGGAGAAAAACACUGAUCAGCUAAAAGCUGCCAUGAAUCUGUUCACCAGUGACCUGCUCCAGCUUUAUAUGCCAGAGUGAAAUAAAGUACCUUCAGAUUCAUCAUGAGUCUUCAACUGUUUCAUCUUCUGUUCACAGUGUGAAAAUGAGACAUUAAGAUUUUGAUAUUAAACAGUGCUCUACCCUGUUAAAUCUGGAGUUAGAUUCCUUUUCCACCACAUAAACUAAUGCUUAAUGCUGAAUAUAAAGAAAACGAAUAGUGAGAGAGUAAAAAAUUACAGAGACAGACAGCAGGUCCAGCUGAGCAUGACAUGAGAUCUGCAGGUGAACGUUGUCACAUACUGUCCUCUACUUUACCUUUGGGUUCUGUUAGAGAGAAAGAGAGGGAGAGAGAGAAAAUAAGCAAUGGACAUAUGCAUUCCCCCUAUAAGUAGAACAUUUACUUCUUUCGUCCAUUCACUUCCCAUCUUCAUGUAGCUCUAUGUUUUUGCUUUGUGAAUAAUGCAAAUUUAAGAUGUCACAACCAACAUUUCUUUACAUUUAUUUAUUUUACUACCUGCUCCAAAACGUUACUUCUGCCAGAUGAACUUGACUGUUGACAGUUUUUUUCUGGCACCUGCUUUUGUGCAUUUGGUGAUGACUGAACAGUAAUUUGCCAAUAGAGCCAUUGUUCCCUGCAAGUUUUUCCUUGAACAUUCUGUCUGUUCAUUCCAAACAUCAGAAAUCUUAACAUGUACGGUUGUAUUAAAAGAUUUAGGCACCUCUGAUCAAAUGACAUUUCCUAUCAUAAAAGAACUUUUUUUUUUUUGCUGAAUUUAAAACAUUGGUGGAAAUAAAAAUGUGGCAUGUG
Messenger RNA from Pygocentrus nattereri (red-bellied piranha), 2180 nucleotides. It is a transcript of the gene scxb, whose product is annotated as scleraxis bHLH transcription factor b. Gene Ontology annotation, molecular function: RNA polymerase II transcription regulatory region sequence-specific DNA binding; protein dimerization activity; DNA-binding transcription factor activity, RNA polymerase II-specific. Gene Ontology annotation, biological process: regulation of transcription by RNA polymerase II; developmental process. The record is from RefSeq and is a predicted model, not a curated record. The transcript has 2 exons. The coding region runs from base 406 to 1011 and encodes 201 amino acids. Lineage: Eukaryota; Metazoa; Chordata; Actinopteri; Characiformes; Serrasalmidae.